Messenger RNA from Dama dama (fallow deer), 2191 nucleotides. It is a transcript of the gene FST, whose product is annotated as follistatin. The record is from RefSeq and is a predicted model, not a curated record. Gene Ontology annotation, biological process: regulation of BMP signaling pathway; multicellular organism development; cell differentiation. Bases 48 to 1082 code for a protein of 344 amino acids. The transcript is spliced from 6 exons. Gene Ontology annotation, molecular function: protein binding; activin binding. NCBI's taxonomy places the organism in Eukaryota, Metazoa, Chordata, Mammalia, Artiodactyla, Cervidae.
CCCGCUCCCCGCGCCGCCGCGCUCCUCGCCCCGCGCCUGCCCCCAGGAUGGCCCGUCCUAGGCACCAGCCCGGCGGGCUUUGCCUCCUGCUGCUGCUGCUCUGCCAGUUCAUGGAGGACCGCAGCGCCCAGGCUGGGAACUGCUGGCUCCGCCAAGCAAAGAACGGCCGCUGUCAGGUCCUGUACAAGACAGAACUGAGCAAGGAGGAGUGCUGCAGCACUGGCCGCCUGAGCACCUCGUGGACCGAGGAGGACGUAAAUGACAACACGCUCUUCAAGUGGAUGAUUUUCAACGGGGGCGCCCCCAACUGCAUCCCGUGUAAAGAAACGUGUGAGAACGUGGACUGUGGCCCCGGGAAAAAAUGCCGAAUGAACAAGAAGAACAAACCCCGCUGCGUCUGUGCCCCAGAUUGUUCUAACAUCACCUGGAAAGGCCCGGUGUGUGGGCUGGAUGGAAAAACCUACCGCAACGAAUGUGCGCUCCUCAAGGCCAGAUGUAAAGAGCAGCCAGAGCUGCAAGUCCAGUACCAGGGCAAAUGUAAAAAGACCUGUCGGGAUGUUUUCUGUCCAGGCAGCUCUACAUGCGUGGUGGACCAGACUAAUAAUGCCUACUGUGUGACUUGUAACAGAAUUUGCCCAGAGCCCACCUCCUCUGAACAGUAUCUCUGUGGGAAUGAUGGAGUGACCUACCCCAGUGCCUGUCACCUGAGAAAGGCUACCUGCCUACUGGGCAGAUCUAUCGGAUUGGCCUAUGAGGGAAAGUGUAUCAAAGCAAAGUCCUGUGAAGAUAUCCAGUGCACUGGUGGAAAAAAGUGUUUAUGGGACUUCAAGGUUGGCAGAGGCCGGUGUUCCCUCUGCGAUUCACUGUGCCCUGAGAGUAAGUCUGAAGAGCCUGUCUGUGCCAGUGACAAUGCCACCUAUGCCAGCGAGUGUGCCAUGAAGGAAGCGGCCUGCUCCUCAGGCGUGCUGCUGGAAGUGAAGCACUCCGGAUCUUGCAACUCCAUUUCGGAAGACACCGAGGAAGAGGAGGAAGACGAAGACCAGGACUACAGCUUUCCUAUAUCUUCCAUUCUAGAGUGGUAAACCCUCCACCAGUGUUCAAUGUUGACAUAGCCUUUGGGCAAAAAAAAAAAAAAAAAAGGAAAGAAAAAAAGUAAAAGAAAAAAAUACAUUGUCCAUACUGUAAAUAAGUGUAUGCCUAUUUAUUUGGGGGGAAAACUAUACAUAAAGGACCUUUGUCCUAAAGCUCUCUCCCAGGCCGCCUUGUUACUCAUUGGACCCGGAGAGGCAGUCAUUGUGAGGUCUACUGGAUGAGGCCCAUAGUUGAGACUUGUAGACAUUUAUUUAUACUGUGUCAUGUUUUAUAAUUUAUACAUAAAAUGUCUGGUUGACUGUACACCUUGUUUUUGAAGAAAUUUAUUCGUGAAAGGAAGAGCAGUUGUUAUUUAUUGUGAGGUCUCUUGCUUGUAAAGUGAAAGCUUUUUUUCCCCCUUGUAAACCAUUUAAGUCCAUUCCUUACUAUUCACUCACUCAUCUGUCUCCCUUCAUUUAACUGUCGUUAGACUCUUUUCCACUUUAACCAACUUGCAUGUCAGUUUCUGUCCUGUUUAUUUAUUGGAUUCUCUGCUGCCUGUUCUGUACAUACCUGAUCCCUCGGGUUUUGUUUACAAGGAAUCUUGACUGACCAAAAGGCAUUAUAACUCUGACUCAGAUAGCAGGUACAGAGGAUACAUCUUUGAGGAAACUCCUGUUUCUGUUCUCUUGUUGUGAUGAAGACAUCGGUGAGGCAGGUGGUGAUAGCAAUGUUGGGUUUCUAAUCAUGUACUUCUAAGAUGUUACAGAUCCAAAGAAUUGAGUGAUAUGGGUGUCAGGAGCCUGAAAGAAGGGGAAUGCUGUACAUUCAACCUUAUGUUAGGUGUUUCCUUUAAAAGCUAGUCUGCUGUACCUUUUCAAUUAGUUCUUUUCACCCAAUGCGUCAUGAAAAGUAUAUCAAAGCUUUAUCAGUUCAGGUUUCUUGCUUUUCAUAACACUUUUUUCUGAUGCAAUUUUAUAUUUUCAAACAUGGCAAGUUAAAUAUAAAUUCAUUUAAAUAUAUAGUUUUAUACUUUUCUACCAUGUAAAUGUGCAAUGUAUAUAAAAGUUAUAAUGUGUAUUUGUAAAUAAAUUAUGAGUGAAAAAAUAAAAAAAUUUUA